This is a messenger RNA of Danaus chrysippus (African queen), 3360 nucleotides long. The record is from the annotation of a GenBank genome assembly. NCBI's taxonomy places the organism in Eukaryota, Metazoa, Arthropoda, Insecta, Lepidoptera, Nymphalidae.
AUGAGACGGACGUAUAGAUCUAAGAAGGAAACUGCAGGUGCCAUAGAUCCCAGAGAUGUCUUGUUUACGAUGGACGCAAAAAGUUCUGUUUUCGAUGCAUUUUAUAUACAAAAUAUUAAACAAACUAAAAGAGAUAUGUCUGUUGGAAGCACAAUGCAGUUUGCUGCUUCAAAUAAAGUACGUAAAAGGAAAUACGUUAAGCGGCUCAAGGAACAAGAAACUUCGUAUCGUGCAAGGGAAUCAACUUCGAACUCAGCGUUUUUAACUCCGGAUAAAUCUAUCCGGGUUAAUAAAGCACCAGAUUUAUUCGAUCAGUUACUUAAUUCUUCUAAUAACACACCAGAAAAACAAACAUAUAAUAAACCAACAUUCCAGAGAAAGACUUAUAUUAAAAAGCAAAUAAGUAAGGAAAAUAUAAAUUACUCUAACAGCGAAAGCACAGAUUCUGAUAAAGAAAACACGAAUUCGAGUAGUUUAGAAGUUGACAAAACAGCUAAUUCAUCAGAUAUUAAAAGUCACAAAUUAUUGAUUGAAAAAGAAAUCAAAAAUAGUCCUGAAUAUAAUGACAAAUCCAUUAAUGACGUAGUUAAUAAUCUAUCAAUAUUUUCACAUUUGAGAAGUUCAACACAAACUCCCAGAACUAAACAAAAUUAUCUUAUGCCUUAUAAUAAAAUUACCCAAGAUUCACCUUUAUGCAGCACACCGUUUCAUGAAAAAUACAGGGGUGCAUCCAUUUAUAGAUUUUCACCUAUAUCUAUAAACUUAGCUGACAGCCCUAAAGAAAAAACUGCCAUUAUAAAUAACGAAAAACAUAUAGAUUUAUCUUACAAAGAGGAAAAUAAUGAUAUUGAAAAAGAAACACAGGCUGCAGAUAUAGAAAAUCCAGAACCUAGCUUUCAUCAAGAUAAUAUUAAUGAGAAUUUUCAUACCAAAACAAAUACUAUAAAUGAAUCCCAGUAUAAAAGUAUAUAUCCAACAGAUAAUCAAUCACCAAUUUUAUCAAAUCCGACAAUAACUAAGAGAAAUCAAAUUAAAACUAUAAAAAAUUCAUUAACUUUCCAAACAACGGAAAUUGAAUCAUUCCACGGUUUCGAUGACAACGACAUACAUUGUAACGAUUUGGAUGCUAUCCGUGAAAAAUAUAAGGAGAUGGAAAAUAUUUUAACGAAAGAUGAUUCAUAUAAUGAAACAUCUGAAACAUUACAUGAAGAUGAUAUUAGUGAUGACGUUUCCAGGAAUUCUUAUUCCGAUGAAAGUUAUAUUUCCGGUUCAGAAUCAAAUUAUGAUACUUGCAAUAGCGAAGAUGAUUCCGGUGAAUUCAAACGACUAAGUGAACCUGUAGUUGUUAUCGAAAGACUGAAUGAUUCCAUAUUUAACAAAUAUUAUGAAUUAAUGCCGAAACCAGAACUUAAUUCAGAUUAUAAUACCGAUUACAGCGAUAGUUAUAAUUCUAAUAUUACAGACUCUUUAAGUGUAUCUGACAAUUGUGAUGAUAUAGAUUUAGUUAAUAAUGUACCUGUAACUAGCGUUAAUACAUCAGAUUGUUCGAAUACAUGUAAUGAUAAGAUGGACGAAGAGGCUUGUGUUAGUUUUGUAACAACGAGACGAAGAAUUCUACCAAACGAUUCAAUUAUUUUAGAUGUAGAUAGUUCAAUUGCUGAUUCAAGCGCUGAUGCUGAAAAGACUGUACUUAGAAAGAGUGAUGAUAGUAAUUUACAAUUAAAAUCUGAACAUAUAGAAAAUAUAUUAGAUAAUAAAGAAAUAGAUCGAGAUGGUGCUAAUAGUUCUAAAUCAGAAUUACAUGAAGAAGAUGUGGAUCAAAUAAAAACAUUGCCGGAACUUCCAAGAAUGGUCACUAGAAAGAGUGCUCGGAUGAUUCUCAAUACAGAGAGAAACUCCAUUAAUUGCUCAAGAAAUUCAACAAUUGAUUCAAAUAUAAAGAAUAUAAGAGACUCAGAAACAAAUAUGCUUAAUAUAUCCAAAGAAAAACCAUGCAUAGUACUACAGCCAGGGAAGAGAUGGGAAAGAUCAUUAAGUAUAUACAGAAGAAUGACAACAGUAGAAAACUUCGACAAAACUAUAUUAGAUGAAGAACAGUUGCAGAAUAAAGGCAGGAAAUACAGGCAGAGUGUUAUAACUACCAUGGAAUUACAGGAAAAGGGAUUUUUGGGCGAAGACUGUGAUGAUACGAUUGUUGAGUUAUCAAAACUGUCGAUUGCCGAUUCGGAACACGAGGUCACUCUCAUAGAAAAGUUUCAUGAUACUUCUAAUCGUAUAACGUCUGCUCGCGAUUACGUCUUACGACGGUGCAACCAGACAGAUGUGUUACUCUUCGACGAAUGCUAUCCCGAUCCGCUAUUGAAGAACUGCCGUAAGAUCGGUGAAGGUGUUUAUGGGGAAGUUUUUCUGUGGCGAGCUGGCGACGGAAGGGCUCGUGUCUUAAAGGUUAUACCAAUAGCUGGGGACAUUAAAGUCAAUGGGGAGGAACAGAAGGGCUUCCAUGAAAUACUCUCGGAGAUUGUGAUUGCUAUGGAAUUGAGCGCACUACGCGCUCCAAUAGCAGACAUAACGAAUCAUUUAAAUGAAGGCAAGAGCUUGGAAACAUUGGAUUUACAUACGGUAGAAAAUGCUACAGAUGUUUUUAAUGAGGUGCUAUCAGUUCGUUGUGUGACCGGUGGCUAUCCAUCCAGGCUCCUCGAUCUCUGGGAGCUGUAUGACGAGUGCAAGGGCUCGGAGAACGACAACCCAGCUGUACUGCCUCCCGAGCAGCAGUUCAUUGUGCUCGAGCUGGCCAACGCUGGCCAAGACUUGGAAAGCUAUCAGUUUGUGAACGCUGAACAGGCUUAUGCACUGUUCAAACAGAUUGCGUUUGGUCUAGCCGUAGCGGAGGAGGCAUUUCAGUUUGAACAUCGUGAUCUUCACUGGGGUAACGUGUUAAUCGCACCAACAGAUCAAAAGAGUUCGUGUUUCGUAGUCCGCGGUCGAGCCUUCACCCUCCCCACUUCUGGAGUGAAGGCCUCAAUCAUCGACUACUCCCUCUCGCGGGCCUCCGUGGGCCGUGGAGCCCUAUACGCGGACCUCGCUCAGGACGAGGCCUUGUUCGAAGCCCUAGGAGACUAUCAGUUCACCGUGUAUAGACUCAUGAGGGACAAGCUUGGUAAUGAUUGGAAGAAUUUCGAGCCAUACACAAAUAUACUGUGGCUGCAUUACACUUUGGAUAAAAUGAUAACGGCCCUACGUUACACGAGGACGAACACUAAGAUACAUAAACACUACAUAGCUAAGUUGAAGGAAGUCAAGAAUAGAAUCUUGGACUACGGUAGCGCCGUUCAGUUUGUACUCACUGACAACGAAAUAUAA